This is a messenger RNA of Hydra vulgaris (swiftwater hydra), 1453 nucleotides long. NCBI's taxonomy places the organism in Eukaryota, Metazoa, Cnidaria, Hydrozoa, Anthoathecata, Hydridae. The record is from RefSeq and is a predicted model, not a curated record.
AUGUUCAAAGAAUUUAAAAAGGAAACGGAAGAAAUGUUUCAAAAGCAAGAAAAAGCAGUUCUCGAUAUUAUUGGGGCUAACAUCAAAAUAAUAAACGAUAGAUUUGAAAAAGUAGAGAAAAAUGUUGAUGGAAAUGCAAAUUGUAUAAAGAAAUUAACAAAAGAAUUAGAAGAUAUAAAUGUAAGCCUUAAUUUUAAUGAAGGACUUAUUGACGAAAAAAUAGUUACUAACAACAAAUAUCUAGAUAAAAAAAUGGAACAUACAAAAAUAGAUAAUGUAUUAAAAGAAAAACAACGAAACUUAGAAGAUCGAUCGCGCCGAAACAAUCUUAGGAUUGAAGGAAUUUACGAGAAUGAUAAAGAAUCAUGGGGGGAUACAGAAAAAAAAGUCCAAACAUUCUUCACCGAAAAACUUGGACUAAAAGAUGUUGAAAUUGAAAGAGCUCACCGCACUGGACGAAAAAACGAUGGACGACCAAGGACUAUAAUAUUAAAUCUUCAGAAAUAUAAAGACAAAAUAAGAAUAUUGAAGGAAUUGUAUCGACUCAAAGGCACAAAUACGUUCGUGAACGAAGAUUUUUCUCGAGAAACCGUCGCUAUUCGAAAAAAAUUGUUCGCUGAAGUGAAAGAAAGGCGAUUGAAUGGUGAAAGUGUUACGUCCAACUCAUCAAAAGAAAAUGUUUCUAUAAAAACACACAGCAAAAUAUCUCUAUCAACUCGCAAUAGUGGAAUAUACUGUAGAAUAUGUCAAGACAAUAAAGCAACUGAGCCCCUAUUAUCUCCAUGCUUAUGUACAGGAACAAUCGGUUUUUUACAUUCCGCAUGUUUGGAAAAAUGGUUAAGUCAGGCAGCAAGAAAAAAGUGCGAGCUUUGCAAUUAUGAAUUUUGUACUGUUAUGACAUCAAAAGGAAUAUGGGAGUGGAUACUUUCACGAAAUCUCUCAAGUGAUCGACGUUAUAUUUUUAUUGAUGCCGCAUGCUUUUUCAUUUUAACGCCGUUGGGUUUUGUUAGUUCAUGGCUUUGCAUACAAGGUGCUCAGCAAUACUAUACCCACGAUGAAUUUUGGACCGGUUUUGGGCUUAUUUUACUCACCGGUUUUUUAGCAAUGCUUUACCUGUUCUGGGUUAUAAUUACAAUUAGGUACCAUUAUUUAUCUUUUAAAAAUUGGCAACGUAACAACACUGAAGUACGAGUUGUGUUUUCGAAGGAACGUUGUAAUGAAGUAGCAAGAAAAGCGAGUUCAAUCAUUUCAAACGUUCACUCCGUCGAAAACGGCGAGGUUGAAGUUAUUCAGCAUAAAACAUUAGAUACAAAGCAAACUGUCGCUAAUGACUGCAUGGUUACAGAUGUCUGAUAAAUUGGAAUCAAAAAAAAUUAAAUUGAAAAAACAAACUUCCUUGCUUCUUAUGUCUUUUUAUAAUGCUCUUUUUUAUGAGAUAGAAUUUUUAUAUUUU